AUGGCCGGUGAGACCGCCUCCGACACGAGAGGCAUUCCCACGGCGCCGUUUGUGCAUGAUGUGGCUGAAUUUGUGGGCGGUGCGGACAAGGAUGUAGGGCCGACGCUCCAACAGUUCCAGGAAGCCCUAUCUAAAUACAAGUUUAUGGAGCUCAGUACGGCGCAGCGCCGCAAAGUGCUCGAGCAAAAAAUUCCCGAUAUCACAAAAACGCUGCAGAUGGUCGAGUUUCUCAAGACACGAAAGGGCUGUCCUGAGCCGACAGAGACGACGUGUGAGCUGAAUGAUACCUUGCUAUGCCGCGCUACGCUCGAUCCUAUCGAUAAAGUGCACCUAUGGCUCGGCGCGAAUGUCAUGCUGUCGUACGAUAUCGAUGAGGCGAUCGACAUGCUCCGUGACAAGCUCGAGACGGCGAAAAGGAGCAUGGAUAUAGCGAACGACGACCUGGGCUUCCUUCGUGAUCAGAUUACCACGAUGGAAGUGAACACGGCUCGCGUACAUAACUGGGACGUCAAGCGGCGUCGCGAGCAAAGACAGACCUAA
Malassezia restricta is the source of this 540-nucleotide messenger RNA. RefSeq names its product prefoldin subunit. Gene Ontology annotation, cellular component: cytoplasm; prefoldin complex. The coding region runs from base 1 to 540 and encodes 179 amino acids. The record is from RefSeq and is a predicted model, not a curated record. The transcript has 3 exons. NCBI's taxonomy places the organism in Eukaryota, Fungi, Basidiomycota, Malasseziomycetes, Malasseziales, Malasseziaceae. Gene Ontology annotation, molecular function: tubulin binding. Gene Ontology annotation, biological process: microtubule-based process; protein folding; tubulin complex assembly.